Akanthomyces muscarius is the source of this 1662-nucleotide messenger RNA. RefSeq lists its product as uncharacterized. Gene Ontology annotation, biological process: proteolysis. Gene Ontology annotation, molecular function: dipeptidyl-peptidase activity; serine-type exopeptidase activity. Lineage: Eukaryota; Fungi; Ascomycota; Sordariomycetes; Hypocreales; Cordycipitaceae. The transcript has 2 exons. The record is from RefSeq and is a predicted model, not a curated record. The coding region runs from base 1 to 1662 and encodes 553 amino acids.
AUGAGAGUCUCGCUGCAGCUCCUCCCCGUCGCGUGUCUGGCCGGCACCGCCGCCGCCGCUUUCCACGCCACGCCGGCCUAUCUCAGAGCCGCCGCCGACGACGACACGCCGCCGCCCGACAUCAGCCCUCGCAUCAAGGCUUACAACUUUUCCGUCCCCGUCGACCACUUCCACAACGAGACCAAGUACGCGCCGCACUCGGACGAUACCUACCCGCUGCGCUACUGGCUCGACACCUCCAACUACCGCCCCGGCGGGCCCGUCAUUGUCCUGCACUCGGGCGAGUUUGACAGCGUCGGCCGUCUUCCCUACCUCGACCAUGGCAUCGUCCCGCUCCUCACCGCGGCCACCGGCGGCGUCGGCCUCGUCAUGGAGCACCGCUACUACGGCACCAGCUGGCCCGUCCCCGACACCUCCGUCGACAACAUGCGCUUCCUCACCACCGACCAGGCCCUCGCCGACACGGCCUACUUUGCCCAGCACAUCUCCUUUCCCGGCCUCGAGCGCCGCAACCUGACCGCGCCGGGCACGCCCUGGAUCAUCUACGGCGGCUCCUACGCCGGCGGCUUCGUCGCCAUGCUGCGCAAGCUCUACCCGGACGUGUACUGGGGCGCCAUCUCCUCGUCGGGCGUCACCGCCGCCGUCGAGAGCUUCUGGCAGUACCACGAGGCGUUCCGCAACUUUGCCCCCGCGGGCUGCUCCGAUGCCCAGCAGGCCCUGAUCGAUAUUGUCGACACGAUCCUCUUCAGCGGCCAGCGGGACGAGGUGGACGACCUCAAGAAGAUGUUCCAUCUCGACGGCCUGCAGGACGACGAGUUUGGCCACAUCAUCUCCGGCCCGCUCAGCGGCCUGCAGUCGACCAACUGGGCGACCGAGGACGACGCCGACGCCGUCGCCUUUUACUGCGCGACCAUUACGUCCACCGCGCGGCUGUUUGCCAGCACGACGCACCUCGAGGCCAAGGCGAAGCACUUUACCAAGCUCGGCGGCCACGGCCGCCAUCUCAAGCAGCGCUCGGCCCAGUUCCUCAACUGGGCGGGCUACACCCGGAACAUGAAUAAAAAGGCCAAGACUUCGAGCUGCAAGGGUCUUACAAACGCAGAGUGCUACUCGCAACGCCACGUUCCCGACGAGCCCGUCAUCUCCAACAACAUGUACCGUCCUUGGCUGUGGCAGACUUGUACAGAAUGGGGCUACUUUCAAAAUGGCGAGCACGUUCCCAAGGACCGUCUGCCGCUCCUCUCGCGCGCCGUCACCCUCGAGUACACCACCACCAACUGCCGCCGCUUCUUCAACAUCACCACGCCCCCCAACGUGGACAUUAUCAACAAGCACGGCGGCUUCAACUUUAGCUACCCGCGCCUCGCCAUCAUCGACGGCAAGCAGGACCCCUGGCGGGCCGCGACCCCGCACGCCGACGGCCAGCCGGAUCGCGCGUCCACCACGUCGGAGCCGUAUCUCAUGAUUGACUGGGGCGUGCACCACUGGGACGAGUUUGGACCCCGCCCGAACCUGGACGAGGAGGGUCUGCCCCCGAAGCAGGUCGUCGACAACCAGCAGCAGCAGGUGGAGUUUGUCAAGGCCUGGCUGAAGGAGUGGCACGAGGAGAAGAAGGAAAACGAGGAAAACAAGGAGGAAGAUGACGGCUUUGUGGAACUAUAA